Molecule: messenger RNA, 2988 nt
Organism: Synchiropus splendidus (mandarinfish)
Lineage: Eukaryota; Metazoa; Chordata; Actinopteri; Syngnathiformes; Callionymidae
Gene: zbtb48
Product: zinc finger and BTB domain containing 48
Exons: 11
Coding region: 303-2309 (668 amino acids)
Biological process (GO): regulation of transcription by RNA polymerase II
Cellular component (GO): nucleus
Molecular function (GO): RNA polymerase II transcription regulatory region sequence-specific DNA binding; protein binding; DNA-binding transcription factor activity, RNA polymerase II-specific
Source: RefSeq, a predicted model, not a curated record
AGCGGAACUUUUAUUUGAAAGCCAUUAAACAGUUGUAAAAAUGGAACUCUAUUGAAAUAAGUAUAUUCGCUCUAAUAAGGGACAGCAGGAGUUUAUACCGGGGUUGCAGAAACGUCACAUCCUCUUCCCGUUUAGGGGCCUGCAAGAAAAAGACAAACAAGGCGCGUGUAGCACUACUAUGUCGUUUUGAGCAAACCUCACGGAUUUGGACAGAAGCCGUGUUUAAUAAAAAACACUAUUAAUUUUAUGAGCAAGAAUCCUCAAGGUUGCAUGAGUGAGUUUCCGUCUUCCAGGCCUCAGUGAUGCCUGCGGGGAACCAUGCCCAGCGUGUCCUGUCCUCCCUCAACCAGCAAAGGUCCGGAGGGAGGUUCUGCGACAUUCUCUUGAGCGCGGGCGGCGGCGUGGUCCUCAGCGCCCACCGGAACGUCCUCGCCUGCUUCAGCGAGCUCCUCCAGCAGUCGGACGAGCCCCCUGGCGAGCCUUGUUUCCAGGUCUCUCUGAACGAGUGUCCAGGUGAUGGUCUCCAGCUGCUGCUGGACUACUUCUACACUGGAGAGUUGAAGCUGGACUGUGAGAACUUGGAGAAGGUCCAACAUGCUGCGGCCAGUCUGUGUGUUCCUGAAGCAUUUCUGCUGUGCCAGAAGUUCAAGGAAAACUCUGCAGGUGUUGCUCCUGUCAAAAGGAAACGAGGGCGGCCAAGAAAGGCAGAUUUAGAACUGAACCUGGUUCCAGUGUCCAAAGAGGACUUCACCUCUGAUGCAGUCAGUUACGCUACAAGCAGUCCCCCAGCUCCAGCCACCACCACACGCUCUGGUCGGGUUGUGCGAGGACCCAGGAGGCUCGAGACAGAGGAUCUCAGUGCUGCUGCGGAGCUCGCUCCUGUGGAGGAGGAGAGUGAUGAGCUUCCUGAAAACACAGAGCUGGAAAAGACAGUGGUGCCUGAAGUGAGUGCAGACACAGAGGGGGACGAAGACGCUGGCUUUGCUGUGACGCCGGAAGAUUCAGGGGACGAAUACGAACCACCAGACGAGACAAGUAAAUCAGAAAGAGAGGCUGCAGCCGCAGAGUCUUCCAGCACAGAGCCGGCCCUGUGUACCGUCUGUAACAAAACCUUCAAGAGCAAAUAUUAUCUCAAAGUCCACAACAGACGGCAUACGGGCGAGCGGCCAUUCAAGUGUGAGAAGUGCGGGAAGAAAUAUUUCCGGAAGGAGAACCUGCUGAUGCACCAGAUGAGGAACUGCUCCAUGUCUCAGGCGUUCACCUGCCCAAAAUGCUCGGCCGAAUUUGAGGGGAAAGAGCAGUUGCGUGUCCAUCUGGUGUCUCACACUGGAGAGAUGCCCUACAAGUGCUCCUCCUGUUCUGAGCAGUUCAUGUACAAGAGGAACUUGACGUUUCACUUGACCAAGAUCCAUGGUCACCCCAAACCUCAUGCAUGUCCUGAAUGUCCCAAAACAUUCCUGAACCAGUCGGAGCUGCGACUGCACCAGGCGGCCAAACACAGAGGGGAGAAACCCUUUGUGUGUGAGCAGUGUGGCCAUCGAGCGUCCAGUAGGAAUGGACUCCAGAUGCACAUCAAAGCCAUCCACAGGAAGGAGCGUCCCUUUGUGUGCCACUUGUGUGGCCACGCCUUCUCGCAGAAGAACAACCUGAACAUGCACCUGCGAGUCCACAGCGGCGAGCGACCGUACCAGUGUCACCUCUGUGGGAAAACCUUCCGCACACAAGCCAGUCUGGACAAACACAACCGCACUCACACCGGCGAGCGGCCCUUCACCUGCGACGUGUGUGAUCAGCGCUUCACGGAGAAGGGGGCGCUGGUGCGCCACAAGGCCUGCAAGCACGAGGAGGGCGAGCCGCACAUCUGCAGCAUCUGCAGCAAGAAGUUCAAAGCCCAAGUUCAGCUGAGAGUUCACAUGCGGCGCCACAAGGGCAUGAGGAAGUUCGAGUGUGAGGACUGUGGAUACAAGUUCACUCGACAGGCCCACUUGCGUCGCCACGUUCUGAUCCACAAACGCAACGAGAACUACAACCCACGGCAGAGGAAGCUGCGCAACAUCGUGGUGGAGGAGGAGGACAGUCCCUUUGAGAGCGAUGAGGCGUCUGGAGACUCCCCGGACGGCAGCGACAGCGUCCAGGAGGUGUCCCAGGGAGAGUCCAGCUUGACUCCCGCUCUGACUCCAUCAGACUGCAUCGUCCGAGUGGUGAUCGAAUCUGGCGAAGGCACCACAGAGGAGGUGGUGUCUGAGAACCUGAGCUACGAGACCACCAUCGACAUGAGUGAAAUCAGUGUGGACAUGGGAGACGAGUGAUCCAAUUGUGUUUACCGUGCUCAACCGGACUUCUUCUGCCUUCGACGAGGAGGAAACCGAGAGGCAGGUCACACCUGCAAACAGUGGCGUGUGGUGGAAAAAAUGAUGUUUCCACCUGUAUAUAGUGUUAGCUGUUGAACACAAGUGCAAAUGCUGAUUAAAAAGGUCACAAUCAUAAAAUGAAAAAACGGUUUGACUUACACUCAGAAACACUGAACGAGCAUUCAGCCAUUUAUUAACUGGAAUUACUCACCAGUAUGAAAAAUGUAUCCAAAUAAAAUGCUGCAUAAACUGUUGCUGUUCCACCAAAAUGAAAAGCACAAAGGAGAUUUUGAGUUUUUUUAUUACAACAUACUCCGAUAGCAUAAGUUGCACUAGCUAUUGAUAUAAAAAUACAUAUGCACACGUUUGCUGUAAACUACUGUUCAAAGGUUGGAAGUAGCAGCGAUCUAAUGCCAGCGGUUGAAAGAGGAACUGCGUUCACACGGGGAGACUGUCCAGUUGUGGUGUGACUCCAGCGGCUACAGCACAAACACAUUAAAUAUCAACCCAUUCAAACAUAUAAAACACUUCAUGCAUAUUCAGUUGCAGGUUCAAAACUCAUGGCAUGGUGGUGGAGUUCGUGCAACCGACUCAACGAUGCUUCCAGCAUGGCUCAGCAACUUCAGUAAACAAAGGU